UUAUGAUUAGUUUUAGUUGCAUCGUCUCUUAAAUAAGUCAUGACUCGCUUCUUACUGUCGCUUGUUUACUCCAUUACUGUAUUAAUCUUAUUCGAUUUUGUUAAAGUCAAUUCUUCAAAAUUUAAUUUCGAAUGUGAUAAUCGACAGUGUGAUAAUAAAAUAAGACAAAAAUACGAACCGAAUUGGAAAAGCUUAGAUAAAAGACCUUUGCCGCAAUGGUAUGAUGAUGCCAAGGUUGGAAUAUUCCUCCAUUGGGGUGUAUAUUCUGUUCCAAGUUAUGGUUCCGAGUGGUUUUGGACUAAUUGGCAAGGACAGAAAAUACCUUCGUACAUAGAUUUUAUGAAGAAUAAUUACCGGCCGGGUUUUACGUAUCAGGAGUUUGCAAAGGAAUUCACAGCUGAGCUAUUCAACUCAACUCAAUGGGCACUUCUAUUUCAAGACAGUGGAGCAAAAUACGUUGUGCUUACGAGCAAACAUCAUGAUGGAUUCGCCCUUUGGCCAUCGAGUCGUUCCUUUAGUUGGAACUCAAAAGACGUUGGUCCAGGAAUUGAUAUUAUAGGAGAAUUAUCUACCGCUAUACGUGAAAAAACUUCCAUUCGAUUUGGUUUGUAUUAUUCACUGUUUGAGUGGUUUAAUCGGCUCUAUGUGGAAGAUAAAUUACAUAUAUUUUUGGAGAACAAAUAUGUACAAGAUAAAGUCUUACCUGAACUUCGUGAGUUGGUGGAACUCUAUGGUCCAGAAGUGAUUUGGUCGGAUGGUGAUUGGGAGGCCCCACCACCAUAUUGGAAUUCAACUGAUUUUAUCGCUUGGUUGUAUAAUGAAAGUCCAGUUCGGGAUACUGUGGUGACAAACGACAGAUGGGGAUUUGCCACACAUUGUUUGCAUGGAGAUUUCUGGACUUGUUCUGAUAGAUACAAUCCAGGAGUCCUUCAACCUCAUAAAUGGGAAAAUGCAUUUACCUUAGACAAGACUAGUUGGGGCCAGCGUUAUGAUACCACCCUUGCAGAUUACAUGACCUCCAAGGAACUCAUAAAAGAACUUGUAACUACUGUAAGUUGUGGUGGAAAUAUUCUUGUUAAUGUGGGCCCAACAAAAUACGGAACAAUUUUGCCUAUUUUCGAGGAAAGACUUAGAGAUAUGGGAAAAUGGCUUCGAAUAAAUGGUGAAGCUAUUUACGGCACCAAGCCAUGGGCUUAUCAAAAUGACACAGUUACUCCGGGCGUGUGGUAUACAAGCAAUCAAAUGCCUAAUGGAGGCACAAAUGUUUAUGCUAUUAUUUUGGAUUAUCCCUAUGAUUCAAAUGAGAUUGAUUUAUUUGCUUUGCAUGGAAUGGUCGAUGGAACAACGAAAAUUUCAUUGCUGGGUAUGCCAAGUACAACUAUUAAGUGGUCAUUAAACAAAUCUAGUCUUCACAUCAAGAUGCCAGGGAAGCAUUUGAUUGAUAAAAAUGAACUCGAUUUUGCUUGGACUUUUAAAAUAACUAUCUAAGAGUAUAUUGCAAUAAAUUUUGUAUAAAACAAUA
Molecule: messenger RNA, 1522 nt
Organism: Eupeodes corollae
Lineage: Eukaryota; Metazoa; Arthropoda; Insecta; Diptera; Syrphidae
Gene: Fuca
Product: putative alpha-L-fucosidase
Exons: 8
Coding region: 40-1488 (482 amino acids)
Biological process (GO): glycoside catabolic process; fucose metabolic process
Cellular component (GO): lysosome
Molecular function (GO): alpha-L-fucosidase activity
Source: RefSeq, a predicted model, not a curated record